Adineta ricciae is the source of this 2757-nucleotide messenger RNA. The record is from the annotation of a GenBank genome assembly. NCBI's taxonomy places the organism in Eukaryota, Metazoa, Rotifera, Eurotatoria, Adinetida, Adinetidae.
AUGACAAGUACGGAUUCAAAUGAUCCGAAUGACGAAAUUACAGCUGGCCAUCGACCAGCACCGGUCUCGAAUCAGGAAUGGAAUCGACAGACAACUGUCGAUGCACGCAAUGUGCUUCAAACUCAACUGUCCAGUACUUCUGGUGAAUCGUCUCAGCAACUCCAAGAACAACGAUCCGUUAUAAUGAACAAAAAGCCUGACUAUCCAACGUAUGUUAUUCAUCCUGAAGCUAUUCCAUCACUGAACGAAGUUUCUGAUGAACUGAAAAAACGGCGUCAUAUACGCUUUGGCGGUCCACUAGCGAUGGAAAUGUUCGAAGGCGACAUGCCGCUUGAAAUGGCUAGUUCAUUGCAAGAUGAAAUUCAGCGUGCUGUACAAAAUCGGGCAUCGCAAGAUGAGAAUACCGAUCAAGCGCAUAACGAUAAUGUACCAUCAAACGCUGAAGGUUUAUUUCAGCCAGUAACAAGUUCUGAUCAAACAGAUAACUUGUUUAAAUAUUUUCAACAACACUCAUUUGGGUUAAGUCCAGGGUCUCUUGACCGCCCGCAUAUGUCUCAAAUAUUUCAACGAAUUCGAAUUACGGGAGACUUCCAUGAUAUGUGUCAUAUUGAAGAUUUAGACGAAUCGGUAGCUCCAUUACUUCGUGCUUUACUUAUACGAGAAAAAUAUAUGAUCUUCAGUUUACAAUCUUAUCCAACUGUCGUCGCACAAUUUUUGACACGAACAUUGCAAUCCGAAGAGCAAUCACGCCGUCCAUCCAGCGUUGGUUUCCAUCCUACUUUUGGCCUUCUACAAAGAGUGAAUGCUGUUACUUUUAGCCAAGAGUUACACCAAAAGCAUAAUGAAUCUGCAUCUUCACAUACGAUCUCACGACAAAUAACAAUUGAUAAAACUAACGAAGAAGAUUCUGACGAACCUCAUCCAUUCCAUCCGCCUGUGAUCAAACGUAAGGAUGCGUUCAACCUUCCGUUACUUCCGCCAGUGGAUAUGUGUGUGAAAGUGGACAAAGGUAUUCCAUCAGCUUACAUCUUGAAUGAUGAGAAGGAAUGGGUAUCAGCUGAGUAUCCGAUUAUCGAUCGUGAUCAAUUUAUUGAUGAUUACACACUUUUAUCGGCAAUGAUUACCGAUGGGCCGUUGAAAUCAUUCUGCUAUCGUCGUCUACAAUAUCUAAAAUCUAAAUUCGAGCUGCACUGCUUACUCAAUGAAGUUAAAGAAUGGGCAGCAAUCAAAGCAACCCCACAUCGUGACUUCUAUAACGUCCGCAAAGUCGACGCACAUAUUCAUGCCGCAUCAUCAAUGAAUCAGAAGCAUUUAUUACGGUUCAUGAAGAAAAAACUGCGAACAUCCAGCGAUAUGUAUGUGCAUAAAACAAAAGAUGGACGAUUGAUGACAUUGAAAGAAGUUUUCGAUGAAUUGCAUAUCACAGCUUACGAUCUAAGUGUCGAUAUGCUCGGUGUACACGCAGAUCGAAAUACAUUUCAACGCUUUGAUCGUUUCAACGCGAAAUACAAUCCACUCGGUCAGAGUAUCUUACGGGAAAUCUUUCUGAAAACUGAUAAUUACAUCGAUGGUGUUUUCUUUGCUGAUCUAUUAAAAGAAGUCAUAGCUGAUCUAGAAGAUAGUAAAUAUCAACAUGCCGAACCUCGGCUAUCAAUCUAUGGUAAAAGUAUGGAUGAAUGGGAUAAGUUAGCGAAAUGGGCGAUAGUUAAUACGAUGUAUUCAGCUAAUGUCAAUUGGAUGGUUCAAAUUCCUCGUCUUUAUAAUGUUUAUCGUUCAAAUGGUAUUAUAAAAAAUUUUCAAGAAUUUCUAACCAAUCUCUUCAAACCAUUGUUCGACGCGACAAUUGAUCCUCAAUCCCAUCCCGAACUAUUUCGUUUUAUGCAUCAUCUAACCGGUUUUGAUUCAGUUGACGAUGAAACCAAACCUGAACGACCGAUUCUCACCCCAGAUAUGCCACAUCCAGAUGAGUGGAACACGAACGAUAAUCCACCUUAUGUUUACUAUCUAUUUUAUAUGUAUGCAAAUAUUAUGACGUUGAAUCAACUACGAAGAACGCGAGGCUUGAAUACAUUUCAAUUUCGUCCACAUUGUGGUGAAGCAGGUGCUGUAACACAUCUCGUCACAGCAUAUAUGGUUGCAGACAAUAUCGCUCACGGCUUGCUCCUGCGCAAAUCGCCUGUUUUACAAUAUUUGUUUUAUCUAUGUCAAAUUGGUAUUGCUAUGUCACCAUUGAGUAAUAAUUCGUUAUUUAUUAACUACAAUCGUAAUCCAAUGUUAGAAUAUUUCGAACGCGGCCUGUGUGUAUCGUUAUCUACAGAUGAUCCAAUGCAAUUUCAUUUCACUAAAGAACCGUUGAUGGAAGAAUAUUCUAUUGCUGCUCAAGUAUGGAAAUUGUCAGCUGUUGAUAUGUGUGAAUUAGCACGUAAUUCCGUACUAAUGAGUGGAUUUUCUCAUGAAGUGAAAAUGUAUUGGCUUGGGCCAGAUUAUCUGGAGCCAGGAGUUGCGGGGAAUGAUAUUCGUCGCACGAAUGUACCAGCGAUUCGCAUUGCUUAUCGCUUUGAAGCAUGGCGUGAAGAACUGCGUUUGAUCGCUCUUGCAUAUAAGAGUCGACAAGAGAGAAAAGAACAACAACGAUUCGCGAAUCAGACAUCAAACAAGGAACCAUCAGCAUCAUCUUCAAACCAAGAGGAUAUUCUUAAUGGGAAUCAUCAAUCAGCCGACAAUAAAAAUUCCAAUCUCGAUAAAAUCAAUGAGUAA